Darwinula stevensoni is the source of this 5381-nucleotide messenger RNA. NCBI's taxonomy places the organism in Eukaryota, Metazoa, Arthropoda, Ostracoda, Podocopida, Darwinulidae. The record is from the annotation of a GenBank genome assembly.
AGAGUUCCGUCACUUCGUCCUCAUCCCGUGCCGAAAAUAAUCUGAUAUCGACAUCCGAUAUCAGAUUAGAGCUGGCGCGACUUCCUCCUCCUUUCCGCCGGGACGCCGAUGGAUGUUGGAGGUGGAGGAGGAGAGAGAGGAAGCUGGGUGAAUGAGAAGUGCAUUGCGGUGAGGGCAUCCACGAAGACCAUGCUCUUCUCCGCCUCAUUCUCUCACAGCUGACACAGGCGGAUCGUGUGGCCUUUAGUCAACAAGAAAAGGACUUCUUCGCGUGACCUACGUGCAGCUUUGUAUCCUUACUCCGGGUCAUUUCCUCCGCGGGGACAAAUCCGACUUGGAUGCCAACGAAUGUUGAAGCCUUGGCUGCAAUUUUCAUGAGUUGGAGGUGGGGGGGGAUGAGGAGGAGCAGGGCGAACGAGAGAUGUAUUGUGGUGAGGGCAUCAAUGGAGACCAUGCUCUUCUCCGCCUCCACUUCCUUCAUCCUCCUUCUCUCACAGGUCGCACAUGGGGUCUGGAUCCCUCAGGAAUAUUCAGCAUCAACUUGGACGGCAGAUUUCGGGAAGUUCCUCGCACAGUUGAUCCAGGCUGAGGGCUCUCAUGGCGUCAUCGUCUUGUUCGACUACCAGUCCUACAGUGAGGGAGACAGACGGAUUCUGUUGGAUGCCCUGCAGGAGAAGCCCAUAACAGUUCUGGUUUACGGAUUGAGAGACGAAGACAGCAUGCAAUCGUUUCUAUCGACGAUGGAGGCGGCGAAGGACCAGACAUUCAAGCAUUACGGGGUCCUGGUCGUCACAAGGGACCAGCAACUCGGAACUUCUCUUCUAGAUACGAUCCGGACGAAGGACCUCAUCAGGCGGGGAUUCCUCUACAUUUUCACGGAGCCACUGGAGGAGGAGAUGAGAAGCUAUCGGAUCGUCAUCGAGCCCAUGCGGAUCGUCUUUCUUCGACGACGGGAUCCCCGCACCCUUUCUCCGAGCGGUGCCAAGUCAUUGCACGUGAGCGUGUACUACAACCAGGCGUGUCCUUCGCCGUGUCCUCGUCCAGUGAAGGUGAACGAUUGGUCCAUCCACCGGGGAUUCUCUUCUCUCCCUCCUCUGCCUCGACCUGAGGACGUCUAUCGGAACUUCCAGGGCCGGACUUUUCAUCUUCCUGUCAUUCAAAAUGUCUGCCCUGACAAAGUUCCAUUAUCCCACUUUCAUCAUUCAACUCCAGCGAUGGCUCAGAGUUUUCUCAUUCGCACAUUUCUUCUGCAGCUGGGUCCUAUUCGAAAAGGAGAAGACAAGAGGGACUAUGAGUGGUUUCUGGACGACACGAGCAUGACGGAUGGUAGAAGCAUCGCAGUUGAAUUUUCCUUUCCGACGCUGCAAGGGCUUAACGGUUACAUAAGCAGGGCCCCUCCACCCGAAGACCCGCUCUUCUUUGAAGUCACUGGCAUUGCUUUACCGGGCUGGACGCUGCUCCUAUUUGCUGGUUUGUUGAUCACCGUCGCUCACGCCGGUCUUCAAUGGGCCGCUGGGGAGGGAAAGGAUGUCCUGUGGAGGGCUUUCUUCGCUGCCUUUGGAGGAUUUCUUCAACAAGGUAUCCCCGGUCGAGUCUUCAUGGCUUUUUUCCUCUCCUACACCUUGAUUAUGGGCACCCUGAUAAGAGCCAGCCUCGUUUCUUUCUAUACCAAUCCCGGAAAAGUCAAGCCAAUGGAGACCUUAAUCGAACUGGAUGAAGCUAUGGGGCGAGGGGAUGCGAAAGCCAUCGUUGUCCGCGACAGCUCCUCUUCUGGAAUAUUCGAAAUAGGAACGGAGGUGUACGCGAGCAUCUUCCACAAGAUGCAGCGGCAGAAAGGAGGUUACACGGUGGAAAGCAUCGAAGAUUGCAUACAGGGCGUCCUCUCCCCUUCGGAUGGCAUCCCCACAGUGUGCAGUGAGGGACGCAUAGCUCUCAACUACUUCGCUGCUCAGAUCAACGCCGGAAAGGAACGGGAAGUCCUUCACGUGAAUGCGGAAGAGUUCUUCGUCAAGUAUAAAGCGAUCGCUAUGCAAUGGGGCGCCGCUUAUCUUGAUGCUUUCGACAAAAUCCUCGCCCGAAUGUGGGAAGCGGGGAUAAUGUACAAGCUGACGGACGACGAAUUCAAGAGGCAGGAGCUCCAACUGGGGAUCCAGCACACGGAGAGUGGAGAGGCCCACGAGAAGCGAAGGACCUUCACCCUCCAGAGGAUGUCCAGCGCGUUCUUUCUUCUUUUCGCCGGAAUCUUCAUUGCCGGCAUAGACGAAUCCGUCCUGGAAAGGCCAAUUUUGGAAACCCAGCUGCACUUCCAACGCAGUGGAGGCGGACGAGAGGUGCAUUGCGGCGCGGGCAUGGAGACCAUGCUCUUCUCCGCCUCCUUCAUCCUCCUCCUUUCCCUCCCACAGGUUUCCCAUGGGAUCUGGAUCCCUCCCAUCGAGGAACAUCCAGCACCUACUUUGACGGCGGAUUUCGGGAAGUUCCUCGCUCAGUUCUUCCUGGCCGAGGGCUUUCGUUGCGCCAUCGUCUUGUUCGACUACCAGUCCUACAGUGAUCGAGACAGACAAACAUUGUUGGGGGCUCUGCAAGAGAAGCCCAUAACGAUUCUACUCUUCAACUUGAGGGACGAGGAUAGCAUGCAAUCGUUUCUGUUGACGAUGGAGGCGUCGAAGCGGGAGACGUUCAGACAUUACGGGAUCCUGGUCGUGACGCGGGACCAACAACUCGGAAUCUCUCUUCUCAAAACGAUCCGGGCGGAGGAUCUCAUCAGGCGGGGAUUCCUCUACGUUUUCACGGAGCCACUGGAGGAGGAGAUGAGAAGAUAUCGGAUCACGAUCGAGCCCAUGCGGAUCGUCUUUCUUCAAUGGGCUUUCCUCACUCAUUCUCCGAGGACCCCCAAUCGAUUCCCAUCAAACCUGCACGUGAGCGUGUACUACAACCAGGCGUGUCCUUCACCGUGUCCUCGUCCAGUGAAGGUGAACGAUUGGUCCAUCCACCGGGGAUUCUCUUCUCUCCCUCCUCUGCCUCGACCUGAGGACGUCUUUCGGGACUUCCAGGGCCGGACUUUUCGCCUUCCUCUCCUUCGAGCCUUCUUCAUUCAUCUCCAGCGAUGGCUUAGAGUUUUCUCAUUCGGGCAUUUCUUCUACAGCUGGGUCCUUUUCGAAAAUGAGAGGAUAAAAGGAUCUGAAUUCGUGAACGGAACUUUCCCCGGUGUGCUCGGUCGCAUCAUGAACAGGGACUACGAGUGGUUUCUGGACGACACGACCGUUACGUAUGAGAGGAACAUAGCCGUGGAAUUUUCCUUUCCGACGCUGCAAGGGCUUAACGGUUACAUAAGCAGGGCCCCUCCACCCGAAGACCCAGCCUUCUUCGAAGUCACUGGAAUUGCUUCACCGGGCUGGACGCUCCUACUAUUUUCCGUUUUAUUGGUCGCUGUCGCUCACGCCGGUCUUCAAUGGGCCGCUGGGGAGAGAAAGGAUGUCCUGUGGAGAGCCUUCUUCGCUGCCUUUGGAGGAUUUCUUCAACAAGAUAGCGUCCCGGUGCCCCAUGGGAAUCCCGGUCGAGUCCUCAUGGCUUGUUUCUUCUCCUAUACUCUGAUUAUGGGUACCCUGAUAAGAGCCAGCCUCGUUUCUUUCUACAGCGAUCCGGGAAAAGUCCAGCCAAUGGAGACCUUAGCAGAACUGGAUGAAGCUAUGGGGGGAGGGGAUGUGAAAGCCAUUGUUGUCGAGGAGAGCUCUACUUCCGAAUUCUUCGUCACAGGAACAGGGGUGUACGCGAGCAUCUUCCACAAGAUGCUGCUGCAGAAAGGAGGUUACACAGUGGAAAACAUCGAAGAUUGCAUCCAGGGCGUCCUCUCCCCUUCGGAUGGCAUCCCCACAGUGUGCAGUGAGGGACGCAUAGCUCUCAACUAUUUCGCUGCUCAGGUCAAUGCCGGAAAGGGUGAAGGAGAGAGACAGAUGCUGUUGGACACUCUGCAGGAAAAGCCCAUAUCAACACUAGUCUUCGGAUUGAGAGACGACGAUAGCAUGCAAUCGUUUCUGGCGAUGAUGGAGGCAUCGAAACGGGUGACGUUCGGAUAUUACGGGAUCCUGAUCGUGUCACGGGACCAACAACUCGGAACCUCUCUUCUCAAAACGGUCGUUGCCUUUCCCCUGCACGUGAGCGUGUACUACAACCAGGCGUGUCCUUCGCCAUGUCCUCGUCCAGUGAAAGUGAACGAUUGGUCCAUCCACCUGGGAUUCUCUUCUCUACCUCCUCUGCCUCGACCCGAGAGUGCCUAUCGGGACCUUCAGGGCCGCACUUUUCGCCUUCCUGUCAUUCAAGACUACGAGUGGUUUCUGGACGACACGACUACGAUGUACGAGAGGAGCAUUGCUGUGGAAUUUUCCUUUCCGACGCUGCAAGGGCUUAACGGCUACGUAACAAGGGCCCCUCCACCCGAGGACCCACCCUUCUUUGAAAUUUACGGAAUAUCAACACCGGGCUGGACGCUACUGCUAUUCGCUGGUAUCGUGAUCUUUAUCGCUCAUGCGGGCCUUCAAUGGGCAGCAGGGGAGAGAAAGGAUGUCAUGUGGAGGGCCUUCUACGCUGCCUUUGGAGGAUUUUCUCAACAAGAUAGCGUUCCGGUGCCCCCUGGGAAUUCGGGCCGAGUUCUCAUGGUGUUUUUCCUCUCCUACUUCUUGAUCAUGGGGACCUUGAUGAGGGCCAGUCUCGUCUCCUUUUACUCGGACAAAGGGAAAAUGAACGCGAUGGAGACUCUGGACGAACUGGAUGAGGCUCUAGGGCGAGGGGAUGUGAAGGCCAUCGUUGUUAGGGGAAGCUCCACUUACGCGAUAUUUGCUACAGGAACGGAGGUGUACGCAAGCAUCUUCGACAAGAUGCAACGGCAGAGCAGCGGUUACAUUGUGGACAACAUCGAAAAAUGCGUCCAGGCGGUCCUCACACCUUCGGAUGGCAUCCCUGCAGUUUGCAUCGAGGGACGCAUUGCUCUUGACUAUUUCGCGGAGAAGAUCAAUGCUGGAAAGGAGUGGGAAGUCCUUCACGUGAACGCGGACAAGUUCUUCGUCAAGUAUAAAGGGGUCGCCAUGCAGUGGGGUUCGGCUUAUCUUCCUGCUUUCGACAAAAUGCGUGGUGUUUGUGGAGGAAUUGCCGGUGUCUUGCUGGGAUCUGAGCUACGAAUGCUCUCUGCUCUAUCGCAGUAUCAAAGCCUCCUGUGCAGUGUAAGCAAGAGCCAACCAGGAUCAAGAAUCCGGAUCUGGAUCCCUCCCAUCGAGGAACAUCCAGCACCUACUUUGACGGCGGAUUUCGGGAAGUUCCUCGUUCAGUUCUUCCUGGCCGAGGGCUUUCGUUGCGUCAUCGUCUUGUUCGACUACCAGUCCUACAGUUAG